Rodentolepis nana is the source of this 822-nucleotide messenger RNA. The record is from the annotation of a GenBank genome assembly. NCBI's taxonomy places the organism in Eukaryota, Metazoa, Platyhelminthes, Cestoda, Cyclophyllidea, Hymenolepididae.
AUGAUUGAGGAUAAAGAACAUCCCCAGCAACUCCAAAAGCACAACUUUGAGAUGCCAAAAGGUAGAGCUCUAGUCUGGAAAAUUUUUCAAAUCUUCGUAUGUGAAUGUGUUGGUGCGGGAAUUAUAUGUUUCCCGGCUUUCUUACUGCCACCAGCAACGCUUACACCGGACUUUGCAAGUCCUCUGAUUUGUGGUUGUGCAGUCUAUCUUGGUAUCUGGAUUGUCGGUCCAACCAGUGGUGGACAAAUGAACCCCAUCUUAACCUUGGCCUCCGCUAUAACCCGACGCCUCCCCCUUCUUUACAUUCCAGUCUAUCUGGUAGCACAGCUCUGUGGUUCUCUGGUUUCCAUGGCAAUAGCAUAUCGACUCAAUACUUCUUUAUCGACAUUGCCAAGUACCUAUGGCCUUACUCUACCCUCCGCGGACGCAUCUAUUGGAAAUGCACUUGGAAUGGAAAUUAUCAUCACAAUGGUUCUUGUCCUCACUUAUUUGGCAACUUUGGAUGAGAUUCGGGACGCUGUUUGGCAAAUGAAGAACUGCAAUAACUUUCCAAUUGCAAUGCUCUUAGCCGUUGUUUUCUGCGUCGCUGCUGGUGGUCCAAUUUCUGGAGGAAGCAUGAAUCCAUGGAGAAGUCUGUCUGCUGCAAUUAUACAAAAUCAUUAUGAUCAUGUUUGGAUCUAUAUCGUUGGACCUUCAAUUGGUUCCGUUUGUGCAUGCAUUCUCUACGAGCUCAUUAUUUGUGAAAACGUCUCUCUUCAAAGAACGAAAAGAUGGUUCACCGCAAAGCACUUUGACCGUUCCGUGAAACAUGACGAGUUUUAA